Molecule: messenger RNA, 10924 nt
Organism: Chiloscyllium plagiosum (whitespotted bambooshark)
Lineage: Eukaryota; Metazoa; Chordata; Chondrichthyes; Orectolobiformes; Hemiscylliidae
Gene: zzef1
Product: zinc finger, ZZ-type with EF hand domain 1
Molecular function (GO): calcium ion binding; zinc ion binding
Source: RefSeq, a predicted model, not a curated record
CUGGGACGCUGGAAUGCGGCAGUGUGUCGUGAGGCGGCUCCGGAAGCCGGCAGUGUCGUGAAGCGGACCCGGUAGUGGAGGAGCCGGGAGCCGGUGUGUGAGGGAACGGGAGCGCGGAGCGGGACAGCGGCGAGGCCGGGCCGGGUCGGGUCGGGUAUGGGCAACACGGAGAGCGCGGGCGCCGGGCAGCCCGACUGCGCCGAGGACGAGGAGGAGGAUGAGGAGCAGCCGCAGGACAGUGAGCGGGGCUCGGCCAAGGCCGGCUUCCCGGCGCCAGGCCCGGACGGAGGGCCCGAGCCGGGGGAGGGAGGCGGCCCCGGGCCCGGCCCCGGCCCCGGCCCCGGGCCCGGGCACAGCUGCGGGCCCAGCGCUGACAUGCUGUUGCAGCACCAGCGGCUGCGGGAGGCGGCCGCCAAGGUGCGGGAUGAAGUCUGUGAGAAUGUGGUGCAGCAGCAUCACAGUCACCUGAUCCGCUGGUUAGAGGAGCGCCUGGCCCGCGGGGAGGACACCAUCAGGAUGGCACAGCUCUGUGAGCUCCUCACAACCAGGUUCGCCAUCAAGGAGGAGUGCGAGGAGGCAUUUGCUCAGUUCGAUGCAGAAGGAGAUGGCACAGUUGCUGUGGAGAACAUGUUGGAGUCAUUGAAAACUUCUGGCGGUGCCAAUCUGCAGGGUGAAUUAAGUCAUGUGAUUCGGCAACUACAGGGGUGCUCCCUCACACCAGGGUUUGUUGACAUCUUUUCAAAAAACAAGGAGCGCAUGGGUGUUCAUGCUGCAAAAAUCUUGCGUUUCCUCCACAGGAACCGAAUUCCAAGUAGUGCAAUUCCAUUCCCUGUGAUGGACAGUUACAACAACAUCUGUGCCAUGCGUUCCUCUGUUUUGAAAGAUUGCCUAAAGCAGCUAUUAGAGAAAAAAAAUGAGCAGACAAUUCAGUGUUCUACAGAUAGCGAUCGAGAGCUGGAUAAGUUGAAGAUGAUAAUCAAGUGCUACACCACCAUAGAAGCAUCUUCAAACUCUACAGAUAUUGACAAGAUGACCAAUGGAGAAACCACUUCCUAUUGGCAAUCAGAUGGGAGUUCUUGUUCACACUGGAUCAGGUUGCGGUUAAAACCUGAUGUCGUACUGAAGCACCUAUCAAUAGCAGUGGCAGCUAGUGAUCAAAGCUACAUGCCACAACAGGUCACUGUAUCCUUGGGGAGGAAUCCCAGCAAUCUGCAGGAAAUCCGUGAUGUCCGUAUUCCCAGUAACAUGACUGGAUACGUCACUCUGCUGGACAAUGCAAACGUCAACCACCCAAUUGUACAGAUAAAUAUUAAACGUUGCCAUGGUGAUGGUUGUGACACAAGGAUUCAUGGACUAAAGACAAUGGGAUACCAGGUUGUGAAGAAAUCUGGAGUUUCAGUAUCUGAUGCUUCUGCAAUUUGGUACUUGACCUUGCUAACAACGUUGGUGACUGCGUCCAUAGAAACAAACCCUGACCUUGCGCAAAAUGUCCUUCGAAUAACACAAAAAGCACUACAGCACAUGCCACCGCUGUCCCUCACUGUAGGAUCCACAGAGUUGCCAAGCUUCAUGUCGUCGAAUGUUUUAGAGAAAGUGGACAGCUUUCUCAUCAGGAUUGCAGGUUGCUGUGCCAAUCCUGAAGCAGAGUUGACUCUCCUAGCAUUUGCUUUGGCCAGAGGAAGCAUAGCCAAAGUGAUGACAUCACUUCUGACCAUCAGUGAUCACUUGGACACAGAGUAUGAGGCAUCCUCACUCCUUACUGCCAUGGCAUCUGUACGACUAAACCAGCUUCAGAAAUAUGGGAAACCACUGCAGUUGACUGUGGAGGCAUGCGAUGCCAAAGAAGGGAAAGAAAAGGGAUUUGGGCCGACUGCUGUGCUUUAUGAAUCACUGCUGGGAGAUGGAUUUCUGUCUGAGGCCGGACAUACACGAGCCAGCUUCAUUUUGUCGUCCAGAACAAAACUAUCCAUCCAGGUUUCUCAGGUUAGGAUCAAGGUGCACAACGGAGCUAAAGGAGCCAAAUGUGGUUUAAUCUUUGCAUAUAAUGAUGAGUCAGAAACUUUCGAUGCAGAGAAACAUUUCCAGAGGUUUGAAAAAUACAAUAAGUGGAAGCUGCAAGAAUUCCGACAGUUUGUGAGGGAAAGGCACAAUGGUCACAGUACUGAUCUGGAUGAGCCUGUUGGCUGGUUUGAACUGGAAGAUGAAUGGAAUGAGACAGAAGUGAAAUUACAGACCUGCCGAAUCAGCAAGUAUCUGAUGGUGAAGUUUCUCUGUCCCCGCCAAGAGGAUGAGAACAACGUGCGUAUUGGCAUCAAACAUCUAAGUAUUCGAGGUUACUUGAGACCAUCCAAUCAAGAGUAUCUCUCUCUCUCUGAUACAGCGUCAAGUGGUCAUGUUACUGGGCAGACCCUCAUGUUGAAGACACUCUACUUUAUUCAGCAACUGGCCCAGGAUGCAGCAGAAUUGAGAGAGCGGAGGGUAAAGCAGAAACCUAACCUGGACUAUUCAGACCUUAAUCUGCAGCUCUUCUGGAAUUUCUAUGAAAAGUUCAGACAAAAUCAUGAUAUUGAGUGCCUCCAAGCACAAAGGAUUUUGUUACAACUGCUACAAAGUUGUUUGGUGUUGCUGUCUGGACCUCAGCCUGUAAAAACUCAGUCCAAAGGACAACCAACCACCGAGAGCAAGCCCCCUAUUGAUCGAGAAUCUGCUCACGAACUCUAUGAGUACCUUUGUAAAGUAGUGGAUGAUGCAGAAUAUGACACGGUUGCCGGGGAGACGCUGAGGAAGGAGGCUGUAAAUACCAUCCUUAGUGGAGCAGCCAUCUUUUUUCCAGAUGUGCAGACUCGGCGGGAUCAGCUUUUUAAAAUGAUGGAAACAGUCACUGAACCGUCUCAACCUCAAUCUGCAACAAUUACGUUCCAGUCCCUGUGUCAUUACUUCAGCAAUCAAGAUCCAAGUGGGCUGCUUCAGUUGCCGCAGAAGGGAGUUCCUGCCGAAUUUGACAUUAAUCCAGUAAUGAAGGUCAUGGAUACUUUGCUGUUAGUUGCAACACGAGAGUGCGAGUUGAUGUUCACGAACAACUUGUUUGGGAAGAAUGAAGCUGUUCUCGUCAAUCUACUCUGGGCAUUGCAGGGUCACCUUCUUUCCUGGUGUUACCUGCAAUUGAAGGGGAAUGAUGCCUUGUCUCUCCGUCACACCAGAGAAAUCCUCCUUAACUAUGUCAAACGCCACAUUUCCAGUGCAUCCAAUGUUCUGGAUUUUAUGAUGCUGAAAUGCAGUGCGAAGCAGAUCAUGUCGAGCUUGAAUAAUUCCUUUCUUGCGAUGACAACCAGACAACUGAUAAUCUACCUUUUGGAGCUUUCUAGUUUGGACAUUCCUCACUGUGCACUUCUACAGGCCUUUACUCCACUGGCUAAAAUAUUGAAGACCCUCUGUUGCGAAACUGGUGACGACUUUCUCAAACUUGGUGGUGAGAACUUGGAGAAAUCAGAGGAGCCUGUGUUUCUCAGGAUGUGGAGCAUGGAGUCUACUCACAACUACGAAAACAACAGUCACGAGACAACGGUCUUUGUUUGUCCAGGUGCAACAUCUUUUGAAGUGGAGUUUGAUGAAAAGUGUGAAACAGAGAAAAGGUAUGAUUAUUUGGAAUUUACGGACUCUAGAGGAGUGAAAGUGCGUUAUGAUGGAAAGGUUGGAACAGAGAAAUGGCCAAAGUCAGUGACGUUUAAAUCUGGCCCACGGCUGCAGUUUCUGUUCCACUCUGACAACUGCAACAACGAAUGGGGAUACAAGUUCAUUGCCAAAGCAUACGGCCUGCCAGAUGUGCGGGUACCUUGGGUUGCAGAUCUACAGCUUCUGGUGUCACGGCUGAUGGGCUGCCUUGCCUCCCGAGCACUGUCUUUAAAUUCAGCCUGCGGAUUACUUCCUGCAGUUGAGUUACCUGUAGAGAAAGUUGCAUCUGUUGUGGAGUCUCAUCUGUGGAAACCCAUCCUGAGACACGGAACGUGUCCAGAGGGAGCGUUGGACAGCACAUCACCACAAGAAAUGGCCAAGAACGAUGUUCAUAAGUUCCUGAUUCAGGUUGCUCUCUGGGAUCCUUCUCAAGAGGAUUCCUCUGACUCUCAGUCCGAUCUAAUUAAGAGACUUAUAAGCCUAUGCAAGAAACAUUCGGCAAAGACGGAAGUAGUUAGUGGAUUUGAUCUUGGGUCAAAAGUUGAUCAAGCUGUGAACUCAGUCUUUGCAGCCAUGGUGUACCACAGCCCUGAUCUUCACAGUGCACUGAGAACUUAUGUUACAAGUGGAGGUACUACAGGUUUCACUGAAGAGAUGGCUGAAGUGUAUGGAUUAGCUGAAGGAAUGAAGACGUGGAUAAUGGAACGUAAACAGAAAUAUCUUAUGAUGCUGAGCGAUAAAGAGGUACAAGACGACAGCAAGAUGAAUCCAGACAGUAUCAAUGAAAAUUGGAUUGAAAAGAGCUUUUUGCUACUAAAGUUUUCACCUUUCCCAACAAAAAUCGCUGUAUCUUCAUCUGAUUUUAAGAGGAUUGAUAUUUUGCAAGAACAGAACGAGGUUUUGGCCAGGGCCACCGAUUCACCAGCACAGCAAGUUACUUCCGAGUCCACAGUGUCCCAGGAUCUUAGUGCAUCGUCACAGAGCACAGCGGCAGAAAAGCCCCAACAAGUAAUCCCGGAUACCACAGCUCCAAGGGAUGAUCUUGAUAAUGCUGUUCCACCCCAAAAUGAGAGUCCCGCUUCUUCAGUGAGCACAACGCCCAGUGAGAACUUUGUUUCUCCUUAUGUUGAUCUUCCUUCCCCAUUCAGCUCAAAAGCCAAGCCUGCUUUUGGUAAAGGUCGACUUCGGCUACUUUCACUCAGGUCCAUGGAGGAAUUUAAAAUGGUCCUCAUCCAAGACAAAUAUCCAAUUUUGAAGAACAUUUUAGAUUUCAUGAAAGAUUCCAACAUUUCUUCUGAAAGUGUCUUACAGGUUUUGUCUAUGAGGAAGGCACAGGCCAAGAGCAUCACUGAUGUUCUGCAUGCAGUCACUGAAUGCCUACAAUCACUUGGGCAACCUCAUAUCUUCCAGAUCUUCUGCAUUCUCUUUUUACAGGAAGUAUUAGCCUGCCAGAAGGAAUUGACCAGCUAUCAUCAGCAACUGGAGGGCUGUGGAAAGAAGCAAUGGAAUGAUCUGCGGCAGGCUUACUAUAAUCUUGUGCUGCUGCUGGUUAAUGCUGUCCGCCAGUUUAACUCUGAGAAAGACCGGUCUCUGCUCCCGGCAUUGUCCUGUGUGCAGACCUGUCUACUUCACCUGCUGGAUAUGGGCUGGGAGCCCUUGGAUAUGCCCUUCUUCCAUGAAAUCCAGCUGCCUGAUUUUUUACUGGCAAUGUCACAAGAAAAUAUCAGUAUCCAUGACAGUGCAAUACACCAGUGGAGUGAAGAGGAUGAGAUUGCAGAUUAUGAGUGUAACAAAGAGUGGAUGGAGGAAUGUCAAGAUGGAAUACAGCUUCGGGUAUGGUACGAGAGAAUGUCUAAUGCAACUGCUGAGGACAAAAGAAGGAUGCACAUGUUUGUUGCACGUUACUGUGACUUGCUGAAUGUGGAGAUAUCCUGUGACGGGUGUCAUAAAAUAGCCCCCUGGCAUCGCUAUCGGUGUCUGCAGUGUCCAGACAUGGAUCUCUGCAAAACAUGUUUCCUUGGUGGAGUGAUGCCUGAACAUCACGAAGAUUAUCACAAAAUGGUGAAUAUGGAGUAUGCAUGUGAUCACUGCCAGGGGUUGAUCAUAGGCCGCAGGAUCAACUGUAAUGUAUGUGAUGACUUUGAUCUGUGCUAUGGAUGCUAUUCUGCGAAGAAAUACCCUGACAGUCACUUGCCAACACACAGCAUUACAGUGUUUCCCAUGGUGACGAUUCGGAUCAGUGACCGCCACCGUCUCAUACAGCCAUAUAUCCACAACUAUACCUGGCUGCUGUUCAGUGCACUGGCCCUCUACACAGCUGAUAUUGUAACAGAACCAAACCCUGCCGAAGAGGAGUUGGACUCAGAUGUACGCAAACAUGCUGCAGCAUUGGAGGCUCACUGCACAGAGCUCAUCACCGAAUAUCUACUCAAAGCACAUCAAGGCAAAAAUCUAAAGAAUUCUGCAGUGCUUUCUUUGCUGUCCAACGUGUCAGCUGAAAGUGAGAAGAAUGUAACUGGUACUUCAACAGACACUGGUGAACCGAUGCUUUCCACAACUGAAUGUAGCAUCAGUAGCCAGCAGCAAGCUCAGUCUCAAUCCUCUGACCUGGAUUCAUCAAAUGAAUCCACUCCUGCUGAUGUCCAGAAAGCAAUUUUGUCUGAUACUCGUUCGGGAAAUGGGGAGGAAGCUGUUCAGUCCAGUCAGAAGAAAAUCCCAAAGAAGUUAAAAUCAAGUGAAAGUGAUGCCACUUUGGCAAGUAUUGACAGCAUUGAGUGGGAGAGCGUACAGGUGCUUCAGGUAUCUGGAUCCCGAGGAGAUACUUUGAACUUUGAGAGCAGUAAGGACAAUAUGAUCUCUGACUCUGAUUCAUCACAUCGCAUGUCUUUAUCCACGACUGGUUCCUCAGCAGUUUUAUCACCCAGUCAGUUAAGUUUCAUGGUAACAGAUAUUGCCUCUGAAGAUGAAGUUAAACAUAGCGGUUCUGUAGUUGAUGCUGCUUCUAUACAACAGUCUUCCUCUGACCUUUCCACGAAACCACCCAAGACUGAACAGCGACUCAGUGCCUCCCAGUCUGAGCACAGUUCAUUGUUGUCCGUGAUGUCCACUGCAUCCAGAGAAAUACAGCAUUCUUUUGUGCCCAGUGUUGCAUCCGACACGUUCGCAAAGCCAUCUCCUACCAGUGCUGCAGAGUCGGUGGCCACUGAAUCGGUGCUGCUGUCUUCUGUGUCAGGAACACAGCCGCCUGACUCCAAUGCAGCUGAACAGCAAAUGUCUACAUCAGCCAUGGAGGUGGUUAAAGCAGGAUCAGAGCCCGCUGUGGAAGCAGCUGCAGUUCGCAUAUGUGGAUCGAAAACCUCUUUCAAGACACACACUGCCGUCAGAGAGCCGGUGCACAGCCAAGACCAGGUCUUUGCUGAAUGUUCACAGGAGAGAAUUCUCGGACUGCUGGCUGCAAUGUUGCCUCCUGUGAAAACUGAUUCAUCCAUGUGCCUACCAAACCUGAGGCAAGUACUGAAACUGCUGUUUCGGGUGGCAAUGCAGAACCCUGGGCAACUGAUUGAGACCUAUCACUUGACGCUGGGGCUACUUGGACAAUUACUGUUGAGAAUCUCCCCAGCAGAGGCUGAUGCAGCAGUCAAGGACGUCCUGUUUGCAUCUUGGGCGUUACUUAGUACAGCAGAAGGCAAGCUGAAGCACCCUGGUUGGAUGACUACGCAGGUUUUGUUUAGUCUCGGAGCAGUGUGCUUGGACUGCAGGAUUAGCCUGGACUGGGCAUCUUCAGUGGCAGAUAUCCUCAGGGACCUGAACUUUAGCCCGCAAUGGCAGGAGGUGAUUGCGGCCUGCACACAGCGGUGCAUUGAGGAGUUGCCGUUCCAUCUGAAACGCACCAACAUCUUCACCCUGCUGGUUCUGGUCGGAUUCCCAGAGGUACUCUGCAGAGGCACUCAUACUGUUUACAUAGACAAUGCUAAUGAGUCACAUGAUGUCAUUGUGCUGAAGCAUUUUACAGAGAAGAUUCAAGCCGUGGUAAUUGACACCAAGACUCGAAAACGUAAAACAGUGAGGGAUUACCGGUUGGCGCAGGUUUGUAAACCUGAAUGUAUGGCGACUCAACCUCAACUCAUCCAGUUCCUACAGCACUUUAUGUUAAUCUACAGCCACCUACUGCAGACCAAUAUAGACAGCAGCUGCCCAGAUGCAGUGGAGGCUACCUGGCUCCAAUCACUUGCUCUGAAGGGUCUCUACAAAACACUGCAGAAACAUAGUGUUGAAGAGAUCCAUCAGAUCAUUCUCCAAUCUGGUUUGAUAAAGUUGCUUCAGAAGAAAUGCACCAAGGGGACAGGAUUUAGUAAGCUAUGGCUGCUUUGUGACCUGGAGACCCUGUCGAUCAUGAUGUAUUCAUCAAAGAAGGAGGCCAGUCUUGCUGGUGAAGGGGCAACCUCUGAGGCAGAGGAGAAGGAGCAGGUUUCAGAUCAUGAGCCUAAAAGCAGUGGCUCUGUGUUUGAACUUGAUGAAACUAAACCUGAUCCUUUGGAAGGUCUUGACGAAGCUACAAAAAUCUUUUUCCAGAUAACUCACGAUGCUCUAAAUGCACCUUUGCACAUCCUGCGAGCCAUGUAUGAACUUCAGAUGCGAAAAACAGACUCCUUCUUUCUCGAAGUUCAGAAGAGGUUUGACGGGCACGUGAUUACAACAGAUGAGGCAAUCCAGUCCAUGUCUCUGAAGUGGCAGCCAAGCAAAGCCUCACGGACAGAAGACCACAGCACGAAAGCUGUCGACACUGACAUGAUGAUUGUACCAUGUGUGCACAAGAUCAUGGGAAAGCUCUGCACACUGUCCAAGCCUUUGCGUUGUGAGAAGGCAUCAGAGGAGACCAACCCUGUGACCCAGAAACUGAUAACCAACACAGAAAGUGACCUGCAGCUCAGCUUUGCCAAACAGCGACGGACUAAAAGCUCCAUGCUGCUGCACAAAGAGCUCGACGUGCGAAGCAAGAGGACAGCCCGGGACUACCUGUACAAAGUCAACGAAGCCAUCUCCAUACUGUAUGCCCGGCACGUGCUGGCUGCUCUGUUAGCUGACUGGCCGAGUGGAGUGCCAAUCACUGAGGAUGUUCUCGGUCUCAGCUGCCCAUCACACAUGGCCUACAUACUUGAUUUGCUUAUGCAGCUGGAGGAAAAACCGCUGUGGGAAAAGAUUCUGCAGAAAGUACUGCUUGGGUGCAGUGUGAACAUGCUGGGGCCUCUGGCAGUGACAGCCUGUCAGUUUAUGGAAGAGCCAGGAAUGGAUGUCCAAGUCAGGGAGUCCAAGCAUCCCUAUGACAACAACUCUACAAUUGAGGACAAAGUUCACAUCCCUGGUGCUAUAUACCUAUCUGUGAAGUUUGAUCCACGCUGUGUGUCUGAGGAUGGCUGUGAUGAGUUGUUGAUGUCCAGCAGCAGUGACUACAAGCAAGAUCGACAUACAUUCAGUGGUUCAUCACACAAGUGGAUUGACUUUGAUAUUCCAGGUGAUACACUGUAUUACAGGUUUAUAUCAGACUUAGACACCAAUGACUGGGGUUAUAAAUUCACAGUGACAGGAGGCCACCGUGGACGGUUUCUGACUGGGUUUGAGAUACUCAAGCAAAUGGUUUCAGAGGAGAGGAUUCUCCCACACCUUCCAAUGGCGGAAAUCUGGGAGUGGCAAGUGGGUGUGGCCUGUCAGCAAAUGGGACAUCAACGACUAAAGGCAGUUCAUCUGCUUUUGAAGAUCUUACAGUGCAGCUGUCACAGUGGCUGUGACCUCACCAUGUUGAAGCCUCUCUGGCAACUUUUCACAAAGAUGGAGAAUACAACAAACCAAGACCAGGCUGGUGUUUCUAUCCUUCCACCAUUGCAUCGAGCCCUGACUGAACUGUUCUUCAUUGCAGAAAACCGAGCAGCGGAACGUGGUGUGCUGCACGACUAUUUUGUGGCCUUAACCACAGAAGAUCACAUCCAGCGCUGUGUCAUGCAGGGACUGAAGAAUAUUGCUGCCAUCAGUCUUGCGGUUAACUAUCAGAAUAAGGCUACCAGGUUUUUGAAUGAUCAGUCAACAUCACAAACCAAGCCCGCUUAAUGAAGUUCACGGCAUCGUCAGACUACUGAGUGUCGGCGGGGCUCAGACAAGCAGGCACCUUAGAGUUACACCACGCAGCAACUGACUGUUCAGAUGUACUCCAAUGCGCACUUUCUGAAGUGGGACCUGCUUGUUCUCCUUCCCUGUUUCUCUCCCUCCUCUUCCAUGCACUGUGAUGGCCCCCUCCCCCCUCCCCACCCCCACCCCCACCUCCACCUCAUGAAUGCUCCCAGGGUUCCACAUUGACAGAAAUUCAGACUUCCUUCCUCAUCCCUGAUGGUGGAUUAAGAUCCCUGUCCGUUGACUAGCGGCUUCUGUUGCAAGUGCUUUCCACCAAGUUGUUUUUUAAUCUGUGUUCAACAUCUGACUGUAACUUGGGGACAAAAUAAAGAUAAACUUAACUUGGCCACUACCCCCUUAGAACUGCUAAUAGAUUAUCUAGAAUUGAAAUUCAUGUGGAAUUGGUCAUUUAUAUUUGGCACUGAAGUUAUGGAUUUUGCUGCUGGUUGGUUGAAUUUUACUGUACAGGGAGGUUAACGAUCCUUUUAAAGAAGGUAAUCUCCUAUUUUCACAUGUACCAAAGUAGGAAUUUUUGUCAGCUGGCAGGUGCUCACUCAGUUCAUCAUUUAAGUGUCUUGCUGGGAUAAACCGCAGGUUGGAAAGGUCUUGGAAUCACCUAAUCAUCAGGCAGUACAACAUUUGACCAAGUCUUCAAGUUCCCAGUUGUCCUAACCAUUCCCUCCCUCAACCCCACAACUGUAAAAACCCUGUAACUCGACAAUACUGGCUUGACAUCUGUUGAAUCUGUCAUAGAGGAUGUGUAAUUUUCAUUUAAUUACUACAGCUUUUUUUUUUUAAUUUAAGUUAGUUUAGCUUACUGUGCCAUUUCUAACUUUGUACUCCUUUCUAAAGCAGAGCUUUCUUUUUUGCUUCCAUCUCCUUCCCCCUCGGAGUCCUCCCUCGCCCACCAAUUCCAAUGCUGCAUAGAAUUCUGAAUGUAUAAUGCUGUUGAUAUUAUGUGAUGCGGGUACCAAUUAUGCAGUUAAAAAUAAUGGACAAGUUUAAAAUAUUCACUCAGUUGUAAUAUUUGCUGAGCUGUUUUAAAUAAUAUGCCAACUUGGUAAUGUUCAAUAAAAUAGAAAUGAACAAA